This is a messenger RNA of Penicillium subrubescens, 1218 nucleotides long. Its product is annotated as FAD-dependent oxidoreductase. Bases 1 to 1218 code for a protein of 405 amino acids. The transcript has a single exon. Gene Ontology annotation, biological process: secondary metabolite biosynthetic process. NCBI's taxonomy places the organism in Eukaryota, Fungi, Ascomycota, Eurotiomycetes, Eurotiales, Aspergillaceae. The record is from RefSeq and is a predicted model, not a curated record. Gene Ontology annotation, molecular function: FAD binding.
AUGGCAUCAAACAACGUUGCAAUCAUCGGUGCAGGCCUUUCAGGCCUCGCAUUAGCACUUUCACUGCACAAACAGUCCAUUCCAUGUACCAUCUAUGAGGCCCGCUCAGCCUCCCUUGAUAUCGGUGGCGCCAUAAUGCUCUCCCCCAAUGCUCUGCGUAUUCUCGAUGCACUCGGUAUCUACGAAAAGAUCAAGCCUCGGGGUUUCGAAUUCACCAACCUCCAUUUCUACACCGACAAGCCACUCGACUCUUAUGAGUUUGGAAAUCGAGAGAAAUACCAAUACGACGCACUGCGAAUCUACCGGUAUGAGCUGAUCGAUGCACUUCUGACUGCGGUCAAAGAGAAGGGCAUUCCAAUCGAGUACGGCAAGAAAUUCACUAGAAUUCUGACUGAGUCCGAGACCGAAGUCACCUGGGAGUUUGAAGAUGGAAAGACCGGUCAAGCAGCCUGCCUUGUCGGAGCGGACGGGAUUCAUUCGCGAGUCCGAAAUUAUUUGUAUCCAAAUCUGGAGCCGCAAUUCACCAAUGCGGUGGGCGUUACUGCUGCCGUUCCGACAAGUCAACUCAAGGGUACGGAUGCAUACGAAAUGCCCGUGACAAUCAUGAACCCCAAACACGGCGCCUUUGUUAUCGCGAAGCAACUCCCGGAUGGAUCUGAAGUCCUGAUUGGGAAACAAAAGCGCGCUGCUGAGCUGGGCCGCGAAGGAUGGAAUAAGCUCUUGAACGACAAGCAGUGGUGUGUGGAUUUCCUGCGAGAGGGAUCAGAGACUUUCCCCGAGAUUGUGCAGUCGUCUGUUUCCAACAUUCCAUUGGACAGAAUCAAUCUUUGGCCGUUUUAUGUGGUCCCCAAGCUUGAUACUUGGGCGUCCAAGCACUCCCGAGUGGUGAUCCUUGGUGAUGCGGCGCAUGCAAUUCCCCCGACAGCUGGGCAGGGUAUCAACCAGGCUUUCGAGGAUGUGUAUAUCUACGCCUUGAUUCUUUCCAAGUGCCAACAGCACAACUUGGAGCAGGGGCUGAAGGUGUGGCAGAAGGGUCGCCAGGAAAGAGUUGACCUGGUUCUCGACCUGAAUGCCCAGAUUGAUGCGCGGAGAAUGCCGAAGAAUCCCAUGUCCGCCCCUUUAGACUUGGAUGCUCAGCCAUUUGACCUGGCCUGGUUGUAUAGCCCUAACUUUGACGAGAUGGCAGAGAGCUGGCUGGCAGGAGUUGGUAUUGAGUGA